AUGGUAAUGGAUGAUGCAGUUAUCUUCAUUGAAUCAAUGGAUAUUGGCGAGAGCGUCGUCGUCGUGGAGCUCGACAAGGCGGACAUGGACGUCGAGACCUUCUACGACGGCUACCUCGCUGCAAUUAUGGUCGAAGAGGGUGCCGUGGCCCCCGUCGGCUCCGCCAACGCCCUCCUCGCCGAGUCCCAGGACGAGAACCCCCUUGCUAAAACCCAAGCCUCCUCCUCCUCCGCCACUGGCGUUUCCGCUUCUCCUCCUCCCGCUCAAGCACCCGCCUCUCCUCCCCUGCGAACCGUAGCGUCUCCGAAACCCUCGCCGGCGGCCGCUUCUUCUUCGACUCACUCGGCGUCGGACGGUGGGCAGCGAUACGCUAUGAAGCUUGCUAAGGAUCUAAAGUUGGACCUGACUGGGUUGUCUGGAACCGGACCAAUGGGGAGAAUCGUGGCCAAGGAUGUGGAAAUUGCCGCUGCAAGUGCUGCAGCCAUGCGGAUCGCUCCACCGAAGGUCACAGUGGAAUCUCAAUUGGCGAAGUCUCCUACUUCUCCAGCCAUCGAAUUGGGCACUGUGGUUCCAUUCACCACAAUGCAGGGUGCUGUUAUCGAAAACAUGGUCGAUUGCCUCUCACUUCCGACGUUGGGUGGUUAUACGAUCACAACGAAUGUCCUUGAUGAUCUUUACAAGAAAACUAAGUCAAAGGGGUGCCACCAUGACUGCAUUGCUAGCAAAGGCUACUGUUGCUGCAGAGAUGGUAAAAGCUUUAUCUACAACAGCAGCAUCAACAUUGCUGUUGCUGUGGCCAUUGAUGGAGGGUUAAUCACACCAGUCCUUCAGGGUGCAGACGAGGUUGAUAUCUACUCAUUGUCAAGGAAAUGGAAGGAAUUGGUUGACAAAGGAAGACCGAAGCAGCUGCAACCUCAUGAGUAUAACACUGUCUGCAGGUACAUUUACUCUUUCAAACCUUGGGAUGUUUGGUGUUUUUGAUGCAAUUUUACCUCCUGGAAUUGUAAGCAUUGAUCCUAAGUGCAUCUCAACCAACUGUUGUUGCUACCGAGGAUGGUAGGAUUAGUUUAAAGAGUCAGAUGCAGGUGAAUACUGCAGAUCACUGUAUCAUUUAUGGAAGGAUCCCAAAGAUCUCACCCUCUUAAGUGCUGCUAGAAAAUUAGUGAGUAGAGAAGCCAUUGCAUGCUCGAUUUUAUUAUUAUCUGCAGAUUAAUGUGAAAUUGAUUUUUUUUCAUUCAAC
Musa acuminata subsp. malaccensis (wild Malaysian banana) is the source of this 1240-nucleotide messenger RNA. The record is from RefSeq and is a predicted model, not a curated record. NCBI's taxonomy places the organism in Eukaryota, Viridiplantae, Streptophyta, Magnoliopsida, Zingiberales, Musaceae.